CGCACUGUAUGGUACUAAAAAACGAUGAUUUUUCAUAACCGCGUAUACCGAAAAAACGUCAAACUAAAUCGCAUUAAAUUUACAAUAAGUGUUGUUUAUUGCGUGAUAUAGAUAUAUCUCAUAGAUCGUGUUCAUUUAUACAUCUUUUGCGAAAAGAAUCAACAAGUAAAUAUGCGUGGAUAAUGUGGCAUGUGUUGUAAAAUAUUGUGGUUAUAAUUCGAAAAACAAAUGGCUAGCACUUUAGAUGCAGUUGAUUGGGAAGAUUUAAGAAAGCAGGCUAGACACUUGGAAAAUGAAAUUGAUGCAAAACUUGUAGCAUUUAGCAAGUUAGGCGUAAAUACACAUUCUAAAAAUGUUACACCAGAUGAAGUUCCACUUUUAGAUGAAGAACAUGUGUUUGAGAAUAUGGCCUUGGAAAUAGAAACAUUAUUAUCUAAAUUAUUUAAUGUUAAUGAGAAAAUGAGUGAAUUGCAACCAAAUGGAGCAGCUAUGUUACAUACUAUGCAACGUCAUAAAGAAAUAUUAAAAGAUUAUAAACUAGAAUUUAAUAAAAUUAGGAAUAAUUUUGCUAUAAGAAAGGAUCGUGAAGAUCUCUUGGGUAAUGUGCGCAAGGAAAUUGACAAUUAUAAAACCACAAGUGGAUUAAACCGUAGAGAAAUGUAUUUGAAAGAAAAUCAACAUAUUCAUAACUCUGAUCGUUUAAUCAAUGAUCAAAUAAGUAUAGCAAUGGAAACGCGAGAACAUUUAAUUACUCAAAGACAAGCUUUCAAACGUAUACAAACUAGAUUUAAUGACAUUUCUAAUCGAUUCCCAGCAGUGAGUAGUCUAUUACAAAGAAUAAAUUUAAGGAAGAGACGAGAUUCUUUAAUUCUUGGAGUUAUCAUAGGAUUCUGCACGUUCCUUAUGCUCUUGUAUGCAUUUCAUUGAAUUAUAAAUGCAUAAAAAAAUACUUCCACAUUUAUUAGAAGUUGGAAAAACAUAUGUAAACAGAUGACAGAAAUAGCAAUAUAAUAGCUACUAAAAUGCAGAAGUUACAUAAGAAUAGUAAGUAUGCUCCUAUGAAUGAAAGUCAGUAUGAAUGGAUUUAUAAUCAAGAAUUACAUUGGCAAAAUUAUUGCAUUGUACAGUUUUUUUUUAUACCAAAUGUACUAAACGUGUAUUGUCACACAAACGUUGCGAUUCACUUUCAAUGACUAGUAUAUGAAUUUAAUAAAUGUUAAAAAUAAAUAUUAUGGGUUCUAGCAUGGUUA
This is a messenger RNA of Vespula vulgaris, 1250 nucleotides long. It is a transcript of the gene Gos28, whose product is annotated as Golgi SNAP receptor complex member 1. The record is from RefSeq and is a predicted model, not a curated record. NCBI's taxonomy places the organism in Eukaryota, Metazoa, Arthropoda, Insecta, Hymenoptera, Vespidae. Gene Ontology annotation, biological process: vesicle fusion; endoplasmic reticulum to Golgi vesicle-mediated transport. The transcript has 5 exons. Gene Ontology annotation, molecular function: SNAP receptor activity. Gene Ontology annotation, cellular component: Golgi medial cisterna; Golgi membrane; cis-Golgi network. The coding region runs from base 229 to 927 and encodes 232 amino acids.